Salvelinus namaycush (lake trout) is the source of this 920-nucleotide messenger RNA. Its product is annotated as H-2 class II histocompatibility antigen, A beta chain-like. Lineage: Eukaryota; Metazoa; Chordata; Actinopteri; Salmoniformes; Salmonidae. Gene Ontology annotation, biological process: positive regulation of T cell activation; antigen processing and presentation of exogenous peptide antigen via MHC class II; immunoglobulin production involved in immunoglobulin-mediated immune response. The transcript has 4 exons. Gene Ontology annotation, molecular function: MHC class II protein complex binding. The record is from RefSeq and is a predicted model, not a curated record. Gene Ontology annotation, cellular component: MHC class II protein complex. Bases 1 to 555 code for a protein of 184 amino acids.
AUGCUUCUGAGUCUCCACUCAGCCCCUCCUGCAGUGUCUGUGUCUGAUGUAAAGGAGCCCAGUAGUGGACUUCCCAUGUUGCUGUGCUCCUCUCAGGGGUUUUACCCAAAGACCAUAGAGCAGGUGUGGUUUAGAGAUGGUCAGCUCCUCAACACCAGACUUUCAGACAGGCAGAGAGAGGUCAACACAGAUGGUUCCAUCACCGUCCACUCCUACCUGCCUCUGUCCUCAGGACCCAGCAAGGCUGGCCUCUAUCUCUGCUGGGUCAACCACUCUUCCCUCAGCCAUCCCAUCACUGUCAAUCACACAGUCAUGUCCAAUGGUUUCCCAGUGAGUUGGCUAUUUAUUGUGGUCAGCAUUGGAGCAGUCUUGAUUCUAGUGGUCCUUAUCAUCAUGAUCUUCAAGUGUACACAUUUCAAGAGAGUCAAACACCUUUUUCCUCUUGGAACAUCCCAAGAACCUGUCCACACUGUCUCCUCCGUGACUGAGAACAUCAUCUACUCAACACUGGGAGACCAUCAUCCAAUCACUCUCUCCACUGCUAUACCAACAUAGACAAGGGAUCAACAAGCAGUACUGUACCAAUAGGGCCAUAGACAGUACCACCUGAUGUACCAAAUCCUAGGAUGGGAUCCUAGCUGCAGAUGAAUCAUGUAGGACUUUCUCAGAACCACCAUGUUUGGGACACUUGACUGGGGAAUACAAAAAUAUGAAUUUGCUCGUAGGCUAUCUAUUCUAAUGAUGUGUAUAAAAACAAUUUGAUGUUGAAUGGUUGUCCAUACUGUAAUGCCUCUGAUUAUGUUAAUCUCAGAUAAUCCAGUGAUGACUGUCAUUGAUACCAGUAAUAGUCUCUCUAUGUCUGGGUAGCAGCCCAGUACAAUUCCUCCUCCCAGCUGCCCACUGCACUGAGGCUAGGAAAC